This is a messenger RNA of Frieseomelitta varia, 683 nucleotides long. RefSeq names its product programmed cell death protein 5 (gene PDCD-5). The record is from RefSeq and is a predicted model, not a curated record. Gene Ontology annotation, cellular component: nucleus; cytosol. The coding region runs from base 139 to 525 and encodes 128 amino acids. NCBI's taxonomy places the organism in Eukaryota, Metazoa, Arthropoda, Insecta, Hymenoptera, Apidae. Gene Ontology annotation, molecular function: DNA binding. The transcript is spliced from 4 exons.
UGUGUAUACUCGACUAUCUUCAAGCCUCUUGCAACAUUUUAACGGGAAUAACGUUUGUAGGAGAGUGUACACACAUCAAAGAAAAUACCGAAUUCUGAUAAAAUUUUUCAAAUAGCCGAUAGUAAAGAAAUUAAUACCAUGUCAGAUCCAGAACUUGAGGCAAUACGGCAACAACGAUUAGCUCAAUUGCAGUCACAGUAUAAGACUGACAAUGCAGAGAAUAAACAAGCAAUGGAAGAAAAAAUGCAAAGAACAGAGGAGAUGAGGAAUUUCAUUCUUACCCAAGUGUUGGAUCAAUCAGCUAGAGCAAGAUUGAACACAUUAAGUCUUGGUAAACCUGAGAAAGGAAAGAUGGUAGAAGGCAUGAUAUUAACUAUGGCUCAACAAGGACAGAUACCUGGAAAAUUAGGAGAAAAAGAACUUAUCAGUUUACUUGAAAGUGUAAAUCAACGAACACAACGAACAACUGUUGUAAAGUUUGACAGACGAAGAGCAGCAUUGGAUUCUGACGAUGAUGAUUUAUAGCAUAUACAUAUGUUUAUACAUAACUAUCUGACAGCAAUCAGCAAUAUGACGUUUGUUUAAUUUUUGAAAAGGAAUUUACAUUAACUGUACGCUUAAUUAGUCAUACGUUCUUAUUUUUUAUGAUAUAUUGAAAUAAAAAACGGAAGUAUCACGAUUUA